AUGGAUUUCGUAUCCAUUGGGCGCUUCGUGCUUUACAGCCUCAGCCUAUUUUUCAUCUACAAAAUUCUUGCCCAGUUCAAGCACAUCAGGCGACCGCCUCUUCCACCAGGACCAAAACCCAAGUUUCUGGUUGGGAAUCUAGGCGACCUACCUCCGCCCGGGCAGCCAGAGUGGAAUCAUUGGUUGCAACACAAAGAUGCAUACGGCGGCCUUAGUUCCGUUACUAUCAUGGGCCAGACUUUGGUCAUUGUCCACGAUGUUCGCUUGGCAUUCGAAUUGUUGGAAAAGCGCUCGGCGAAACAUUCCUCGCGGCCAAAGCAGGUAUUUGCUGGUGAAAUGAUAGGCUGGGAGAACUCACUUGGACUUUCUCCAUACAACAAUCGAUUUCGAGCUCUUCGAAAAAAUAUGUCCAAAGUGCUGGGCUCGCAUAAUUCAUCGGCACGCUUCAACCUCCUUCAAGAAAAAGAAGCCGGUCAUUUUCUGCUUCGCGUACUGGAUGUCCCGGAUAACCUCACCGAGCAUAUCCGAAAGGAGGCCGGCUCCGUUAUUCUCAAGAUUGCUUAUGGAUACACGACAGAACAAAAUGGUAGGGAUCCGUUGGUAGAGUUGGCUGGCCAAGCCAUGGAUCAAUUUGCGCGGGCUGGAGUUCCUGGUGCAUGGCUGGUCGACAUGCUUCCGUUCCUGAAACACUUGCCAGAUUGGUUCCCUGGAGCAGGGUUCAAACAGAUUGGUCGUUUGUGGGGAUCCACGUUGUCCGAACUCACCGAAAGGCCGUAUGCCUUUGUCAAGCACCAGAUGGCCGAAGGUGUCAAUGAACCAUCUUUCCUGUCAGAUUUGCUCCAGCAACCAAUUUCAAACGCAGAUGAUUUAUUCACCGUGAAAUGUUCCGCCAUGUCCCUGUUUGCAGCUGGGGCAGAUACCACCGUUUCAUCUUUGUCAUGUUUCUUCCUGGCCAUGAUUCUAUUUCCCGAGGCCCAAAAAAAAGCGCAGGAAGAAAUCGACCGAGUUGUAGGUACCGAUCGUUUACCAGGGGUUGCAGACCGGCCGAAUCUCCCGUAUCUGAAUGCAAUGGUGAAAGAGGUACUUCGUUGGCACCCAGUAGCACCAAUGUGUUUGCCGCAUAUGACCACCGAAGACGAUAUUUGCGAAGGUUAUUUUAUUCCGAAAGGAUCAUAUAUCAUGCCUAACGUUUGGUUCUUUACGCAUGAUCCAGCCGUGUACCACAACCCAAUGCAGUUCAAACCAGAACGUUUCCUAGCCACCGAGAAACAAAUUCCCGAACCUGACCCGCAUACACUAGUCUUCGGUUUCGGACGUCGAAUAUGUCCUGGCCGCUUGCUAGCCGACACUGCCCUAUUCAUCAACAUAGCACAGGCUCUAUCCGUUUUCCAGAUCGGAAAAGCAAUUGAGAACGGCCAGGAAAUUGAUCCAGUGGUAGAAUUCUUGCCUGGCGUUGUUAGCCACCCAGCUCCAUUCAAAGCUUCAAUAAAACCACGGUCAUUGCAUCACGAAGGCCUAAUUCGGAGUAUCGAACAAGCACACCCUUGGCAGAAGAGCGAUUCUAAGUUAAUGCAAAAUAUCGUGUUUUAG
Messenger RNA from Talaromyces marneffei, 1590 nucleotides. RefSeq lists its product as uncharacterized. The record is from RefSeq and is a predicted model, not a curated record. The transcript has 7 exons. The coding region runs from base 1 to 1590 and encodes 529 amino acids. Gene Ontology annotation, molecular function: heme binding; iron ion binding; monooxygenase activity. NCBI's taxonomy places the organism in Eukaryota, Fungi, Ascomycota, Eurotiomycetes, Eurotiales, Trichocomaceae.